AUGAAGUCAGUACUAGAAUUUCCUUUGCCAAAAACGUGGAAAGAUAUGUCUUUGUUAUCUGAAAGCGCAAGCACUAUUACUAUACGAGACUUUUUAUGGGCCGAAGAUAACAAAGUCGGCUCUUUCAAGAAAAUGACAACACGAAUUAUCCAUGCUCCUCCCGAGGCAAGAAACGAACUGAAACCAAAAUAA
Paraglomus brasilianum is the source of this 192-nucleotide messenger RNA. The record is from the annotation of a GenBank genome assembly. Lineage: Eukaryota; Fungi; Glomeromycota; Glomeromycetes; Paraglomerales; Paraglomeraceae.